Molecule: messenger RNA, 675 nt
Organism: Paramuricea clavata
Lineage: Eukaryota; Metazoa; Cnidaria; Anthozoa; Malacalcyonacea; Plexauridae
Source: the annotation of a GenBank genome assembly
AUGGAAGAUAUAAAUGCUAAAAUGUACCAGACCUUGGAGGGCUUGCAAGCGGUAGAACGUUCUGUUAGUGAUUGUCAAAAAUCUGUUGAUGCUUUAAGGUAUGACCAUAUAAGGAGGGGUAAAUAUAUUUUUAAAAGGAGCACUGAAUUUUUAUAUCAUCAUUCAUGUUUCAACAUAUCGUUGAAAUGUCUAGUGUAAAAAAGGGUGCAACCAAGGACUGUUGCAUUGUUACACCUGUGAUGGUAUCGACUGUUAGGAGAGCUUAUUAUAUGAAUAAUACAGAUUAUAUAUAUAAUGUUGUCUAUAACGGUGACAUGGUCCACAAACACGAUUGUUUGAAUGAUGUUGUGAAAAAGCAGUUGUUUAUUGUGAUACCGCAUACGGGUUAUACCAGUUGGGGUCUAUUGAGACCGAGACGAUGUAUUUGUGUUCGCGGGUAAGAAAGAAAUAUUUUUUAAAAAAGGGUGUUUUGUUCAGAAAAUAAAUUAUAUUUUUUAUUUUUAUAGACUUGCUGAUCCUGAUAAGACCUCUGACUAUAUAUUUGAAGUUCCAGAGGAUGAAUAUUUAAGGGCUGCAGAAAACCCCAAUGAAACGGUAGCUUUUUGUGAGUUACGAAACGUAACAAAACCCAAGAAAGAUCUCAAGAUUGUCGACCCAUUAAGCCAGCAAGCAUAA